GGUACAACGUCUCGGGCUCCGUGAGUGACUGGAGACGCCAUUUUGCUGGAAAGUUUGGAAUUUGUAAACCUGAGGAGGAGGAGGGGGUCAGGAAAACUACUGUGGCGGGGAAAGGACGCUUUUCUUUUCAGCCACGGAAGUUUGACACGAAUGCACGCAGCCCGCGCGGGGGGGAUUCUGCGCACAGCGGGAGCACAGCGGGCUUGGCACGGCUGCACAGCCACACGGAUCAACUCUUAAGUUUUUAUUUUUAGGAAAACCAGCAGCGCUUUGGUCCGAGCUUUUCUCUUCAGGUCCAAAACCCACAGGGCAGAGCAGAAUUCAGCUCAUUACGCUUUGGAACGAUCGGAGCCUGGUGCAGGCGAGUUGUGCACUUUUUACGCACAGCCGCGGUCACAGUGCGCGGUGUAUCCUGGACAGGGAGCUUGUCUGGCGGCGGACUGUGGCUCCAAGUCUCGGUUACCCGCUGGAGUGUGUAGUACUCGGCUUUUAGAAGUAGUUUUUUCUUCUGUCGCCGUGAAGACAGUCCUGCAGACAACUGUCAUCGACCAAGAUAAUCCUCGAGCUCCGAGUUUAUGUGGCCGACACAGGACCGUCAGAGCGAGUCAUGCCAGUCCGAAAGAAAGAUGCCCAGAGAGCCCUGGUGCUGCUGCAGGAGUACAGGGCCAAGCUGCAGCACACAGAGGAGCGAGCCCUGCGCCUGUCCAUCCAGAGGGUCAUCGACAUCUUCCAGAGCAACCUCUUCCAGGCGCUCAUAGAUAUCCAGGAGUUUUAUGAAGUGACCUUACUGGACAGCCAGAGGUGGACAGAAAGCGGGAAAGAAGCAGAGCCAAUGCCUCCAGUCCACCUGUGGGACAGCCCCAGCAUAACCUCGGACACCCUGGCCCUGAGCACCAGCCUCCAGAACUGUUCGCUCCUACAUGAGAUCCUGUGCACGCUGAAGUAUGGUCAGCAAGACGAGGACACUCCCCAGGACCCAACACCCCCUCCCCUCCCCGAGGACAGUCCCGAACUGGUGCAGGUGUCCCAGAAGAGCCUGUCCCAAGUGGAGACAGUGCACGGAUAUGUGUCGCACGCCCACAUCUCACCCAUCAAGGUGGUCUCCGCUCUGGACUUCCCUCUGGAGGGCUCAGGGGCAUCAGGAGCAGCGGACCCCCCCUCCCCCACCUCCACCCUGUCUCCCCAGCCACAGGACAGCCCCCUGCCCUCCUGCUCCUCCAACCCGUACCCCCCCAUCCAGGCUAACCCUCCUCCAGUGGUGGUGAACACAGAGAGCCUGGACACGCCGCCUUAUGUGAACGGGACAGAGGCAGACUAUGAGUACGAGGAGAUCUCUCUGGAGCGGGGGAACUCAGGCCUGGGCUUUAGUAUCGCAGGUGGCACAGAUAACCCUCACAUCGGAGACGACCCCAGUAUCUUCAUCACCAAAGUCAUCCCCGGAGGAGCAGCCAGCCAGGACGGCAGGCUCAGAGUGAACGACGUGAUCCUGCGGGUGAACGAGGUGGAUGUGCGUGAUGUGAGCCACAGUGGGGCUGUGGAGGCGCUGAAGGACGCUGGCUCUCUGGUCCGGCUCUACGUCAGGAGGAGGAAGGCCCUCAAUGAGAAGCUCAUGGAGAUCAAGCUGGUCAAAGGACCCAAAGGCCUGGGCUUCAGCAUCGCGGGGGGAGUGGGGAACCAGCACAUUCCUGGAGACAACAGCAUCUAUGUCACCAAGAUCAUCGAGGGCGGGGCCGCGCACAAGGACGGACGCCUGCACAUCGGGGACAAGCUGCUCGCGGUGAACAGCUCGUGUCUGGAGGAGGUGACCCAUGAACACGCCGUCACAGCCCUGAAGAACACUCCAGAUGUGGUCUACCUAAAGGUGGCCAAACCAAACAGUGUCUUCAUCAACGAUAGCUACGCACCACCAGACAUCACAACCUCUUUCUCUCAACCGCACACAGAAAACCAUAUUGGACAGAACUUCCUGGUGCAGCCGCCACCUCCUCCCGCCCCCUCAGGACGCUUCUCCCCCACGCCCAAAGGCAUCGUGGGAGACAACGAUGUCACCAGAGAGCCCAGGAAGAUCAUUCUUCAGCGAGGGGCGACUGGUCUAGGCUUUAACAUCGUGGGAGGAGAGGACGGGGAGGGCAUCUUCAUCUCCUUCAUCCUGGCUGGAGGUCCGGCCGAUCUGUGUGGAGAGCUGCGCAAGGGGGACCGCCUUGUCUCGGUGAAUGGAGUGGACCUACGUGGGGCCACACAUGAACAGGCUGCAGCAGCUCUGAAGAACGCUGGGCAGACGGUCACCAUCAUGGCCCAGUACAGACCAGAAGAGUACAGCCGGUUUGAGGCGAAAAUCCACGACCUGAGAGAGCAGAUGAUGAACAGCAGCAUCAGCUCAGGCUCUGGCUCACUGCGCACCAGCCACAAGAGGUCGCUCUACGUCAGGGCUCUGUUUGACUAUGAUAAGUCUCGGGAUUCAGGUCUGCCCAGUCAGGGUCUGGACUUCAGAUUCGGGGACAUCCUACACGUGGUCAACGCCUCUGACGACGAGUGGUGGCAGGCCAGACACCUGAGCAGCCAGGGGGAGGCUGAGGAGGUGGGCGUCAUCCCCAGCAAGAGACGAGUGGAGAAGAAGGAGAGGGCACGGUUAAAAACGGUCAAGUUCAACGCCAAAUCUCGAGACAGAGGGUCUGUCAAUGACAAGCGUAAAAAGAACCCGUUUAGCCGAAAGUUCCCCUUCUACAAGAGCAAAGAAGCAAGCGAGCAGGAGAGCAGCGACGUGGAGCAACAUGUGACGUCCAAUGCCAGUGAUAGUGAGAGUAGUUACCGUGGACAGGAGGAGUAUGUGCUGUCCUAUGAACCCGUCGUCCAGCAAGAAGUGAGCUACACCCGUCCGGUCAUUAUCCUGGGCCCAAUGAAGGACCGCAUCAACGAUGACCUCAUCUCUGAGUUCCCCGAGAAGUUUGGCUCCUGUGUGCCACACACGACGCGGCCGAAGCGUGACUACGAGGUGGAUGGGCGGGACUAUCAUUUCGUAGUGUCCCGGGAGCAGAUGGAGAAGGACAUCCAGGAGCAUCGCUUCAUCGAGGCCGGACAGUACAACAACCACCUGUACGGCACCAGCGUGCAAUCUGUGCGGCAGGUGGCUGACAAGGGUAAACACUGCAUUCUGGACGUCUCUGGAAACGCCAUCAAGAGACUGCAGCUGGCUCAGCUCCACCCCAUCGCCAUCUUCAUCAAGCCCAAGUCUGUGGACAACAUCAUGGACAUGAACAAGCGUCUGAGUGAGGAGCAGGGCAGGAAGACAUUUGACCGAGCCACCAAACUGGAGCAGGAGUUCACAGAGAACUUCACAGCCAUCGUGCAGGGCGACUCUCUGGAGGAGAUCUAUGAACAGGUGAAGCAGAUCAUCGAGGAACAGUCAGGCCCCUUCAUCUGGGUCCAGGCCAAGGACAAGCUCUGAGACGAGCUCUGAAGACUGUCUCCAACUGUCUCACCACCAACAUCUGGAGAACAUCUGGUCCACAACUGGUCCACAACUGGUCUACACCGGGUCUAAACCUGCACUACCAUUGGUCUACAUGUGGUACUCUGUGUAAACCUGGUCCUAACCUUUGCCAAAUAUGGUCCAGAUCUCAUCUACAUGUCGUCUACCACUGGUCUACAUGUGGACUAAACCUGGCCUACAACUGGUCUACAUCUGGUCUACAAGUGGUCCACAUCCGGUCUACAACUAGUUGUCAUCUGUUCAUCUUCAGUCUACAUUCAAUCCAAAACCUUGUCCUACCAGUUUCCAAAUCUGGUCUACAUGUAGAUUAAACCAGUCUACAUGUUGUCCAGAUCCGGUCUACAACGGGUCUGAUCCACACCUGGUCCAAAACGACAUCUGCCUCCCUUCCUGAUUUAGAAGAGGUCUAAUCAACAUCCGGUCAAAAAACCUGGUCCACACUUGGUCUACAAGUGUUGCAUAUGGGUCUACAACUGGUUCUAAACCUGGUUUACAAUUGGUCCACAUCUGGUCGUAAACUACCAUCUACAACGGUUCCAGUCCACAUUAGGACCAAGUUUUGGACCUAAAGAGUUUCCAAAUCUGGUUUACAUGACUAAAUCUGGUCUGCAAGUGGUCCGGACCAGUCUGCAACUACCACUGGGCUACAUGUGUUCUAUAGCUGGACUACAACUGGCCCAGUUUGGUCCAAAACCUGGUCCACAUCUGGUCUAGAACUUACUGGAACAGCUGAUCCACAUGGAGUCCAUAUCUGGUCCUCGUGUGAACUCCAGCCGGUUCAGACCCAGUCCAAAGCCUGGUCUACAUCUGGCUUACACCUUGAUCUACAACUUGGUCUACAACUAGUCUACAUGUAGUCCAUACCUGGUCAUCUUGUGACCUAACAUGGUACGCAACCUGUCCAAAAAGUGGUCCAGUCCACAUCUGGUCCUAAACCUGGUCUAAA
This is a messenger RNA of Periophthalmus magnuspinnatus, 4436 nucleotides long. RefSeq names its product discs large MAGUK scaffold protein 1b (gene dlg1b). The record is from RefSeq and is a predicted model, not a curated record. Gene Ontology annotation, molecular function: kinase binding. Gene Ontology annotation, biological process: neurotransmitter receptor localization to postsynaptic specialization membrane; chemical synaptic transmission. The transcript has 26 exons. NCBI's taxonomy places the organism in Eukaryota, Metazoa, Chordata, Actinopteri, Gobiiformes, Gobiidae. Gene Ontology annotation, cellular component: neuromuscular junction; neuron projection; postsynaptic density membrane. The coding region runs from base 608 to 3445 and encodes 945 amino acids.